UCGUUUCCCUCGCGUUUAUCGGCUCCCGUUUUACACCGUCCUUCGCCGUGUUCGGGAAGACGUUGAAAGUGAAUGUGUUCGUAAGUGGCGAUGCACGUCGGGUCACGCGGACCUGCGCCCGCUGCAUGGACACCGCGCUCGGUUAUCCGCGCAACUUUACAUUCACCGAUAUCCGCAGGUGAUAGCGCACCGUUAUACACUCUACUGACCUUUUCUUAAAGUCGUUUAUACUAGACGCACACGUCCGCUAGCGAUAAAGUUUUGAAUAGACACGCGGGAAGUUUAGAGCCGUGCGAACUUUCGAUGCGAACUUUACAGACGAGUUGUAGUGUUGUGGUGGGUGUGCGCGAAAAUAAAAAGAACUAAAAGGCCCCGGGGACGGUCUGGUGUGCCCACUGCCCAGCGAACGGCUGAGGGAAAGAGAGGGCAUCAGUUUUGCACUCCUCGUUUGUGCACCAUUCGAGAAAAAAUUCAAUAAAGCCCGCUUCCUUUUGUCUAAUUGCCUAUGUAAACCUACUUAUAAGUACGAUUGUUCGAUUUCGCAACAUUCAACGGAAACAUGGAGCAUUACGUUUUCGUUUCGCUUCGUAGAGAGCUUCGCAUUUUAAGAGAUGCCUGGCAACGGAUUGGCGCAAGUGAAAUGCGAACCACUUUCGGAUGAGGACGAUAGCAAUCCGAACUUCGCCAACAACUAUUUCACUAAUCAGCUCCCCUCCUUAGGACAUCACAUAAAAUCGGAGCAUGACAGUCACAGCGAAGAAAACGUACCGUCACAAAUUUUACAACAUUUACAGAGGCAGCCGGCACUGGAGGAGCUGGUGCCGCCGGCGCCGGCGGGCCCGGCCGCCACGCCCGUGUGCGUCAAGCAGGAGCCCGCCGAGCCGCCGCCCGCCCUCGCGCUCACCCUCGAGACGCUCGAGCCGGCCCCGCACGCCGCCGCCACCGGCUCGACACUGCUGGACCGGCAUAUGACGAUCCUCAGUUCAAACGAAGUGCCUGACUCAGCAGACUUCAUGCCGUUGAUGUCUGUCAAAGACGAACCACUCUCGGAAGGAGAGCAACAACAUUUAAGUGGCGAGGAUACCAGUGACUCGUGCAGCACCCAGCCCGAGCCGUCGACCCGGAGCAGCCCCAAGAGUUGGACCCAACGGGACAUGGACAACGCGCUCGAAGCGCUUCGGAAACACAACAUGAGUCUCACCAAGGCGUCAGCGACGUACGGUAUACCGUCGACCACACUGUGGCAGCGCGCGCACCGCCUCGGCAUUGACACGCCGAAGAAAGAGGGAGCUUCCAAGUCGUGGAGCGAGGCCGACCUGCGCGGCGCACUGCACGCACUCAGGGCCGGCGCUAUAUCUGCCAAUAAAGCGAGCAAGGCUUACGGUAUUCCAAGCAGCACACUGUACAAGAUAGCGCGGCGCGAGGGCAUCCGGUUGGCGGCGCCGUUCAACGCGGCGCCGACGGCGUGGCGCCGCGCCGACCUGGAACGCGCGCUCGCCUCCAUCCGCUGCGGCGCCAGCUCCGUGCAGCGCGCCGCCUCGCAAUUCGGCAUCCCAACCGGCACGUUGUACGGCAGGUGUAAGCGAGAAGGCAUCGAGUUGUCCCGCUCUAACCCCACGCCGUGGUCCGAAGAUGCCAUGGGCGAAGCACUCGAAGCUGUUAGGAUAGGCCAGAUGUCGAUAAACCAGGCAGCCAUACAUUACAACCUGCCGUACUCAUCGCUCUACGGACGCUUCAAGCGGUGCAAAUACCAAACGCAGGGUCUGCAGCCACUGCAGCAGCAGGAGAUGCAGAAGAACAUAGAGAUGGAGCAUUCUUUACCUCAAGAGUUAUCAUACUACCAUCAGUUACCACAUGGACAUCAGCAACCAUCUGAGGACCACACGCACAUACCAUACAUACACAAUAUAAACAUGAGCAUGCACGAGCAUCAAGAUACGUCCGUUCAUAAUGCUCUGCUACCAGACCAGUACAGUCAAGCGAUGUAUUACGCGCACAGUUGCAACAGCAUGGUCUCCAGUUGAGAGUACAACGCCUCGACCACAGAGGCUCCUUGACAUUUCGCUUUUUAAAUUAUGGCUGUGCGGGUUAUGUUCUUGGACACAUUUUUUUUUGUAUCUUAAAAUGUAAGUUGGUUGUCAAAGACGAGGCUGUGUGGCUCUGUUUCUUUGCCUUUGUUGUAGUAAGUAAAUGAAAAGCUAGUUUACAAUAUUUGAAUCGGACAACUCAGGUGGAUUAUAUAUUUCAGGGUGGAGGUAGAUCGAAAGAGCGAGUUUCCAUGUAGGCUGUGUAUCUAUAUUUAAUAAUUUAUGUUACGUCGAAAUUGAUUUUAAUGAUUCUUUUUUUUAAUUUAAAGGGUUUUCUCCAGAGCGUCGACCUUCAUAUAAAUUUCUUAUGACUGUAAUCAGUCUUUUUUUGGAACAAAGUCUUAUGUUUUAAAUACGACGAUGCCCGACUAGUUUCGUACUCAAUAGGAGUCUUUAUUCAUGAGCGCGGUUCAUUUUCGCAUCGUCCAAUUUAAAACGCGAGUAAAGCUAACGAUUAUUAUUAUUAUUUGACAAAAUCUUAUGUUUAAGUGAGAUGUGCUACGCUUUGUGUUAUUUCUCGUUCUUUUCAUUCAAUUCCACUUUCAAAGUAAUUUUAACAGCGUAUUUGUAGAAUAUCUAACAAAAUAAUGAUUGAAGCAUUUAAGAAGUGAUAUACGGGUUUUUUUUUAUGGGUGAAAAUGGUAUGGUAACCCCGCCCGUGCUAACGGAAUACACUGGCGGAGCACCAGUGAAGGGUGAUAGAUGAGAAUGAAAACAGGCCAGUUAGCCCAUCAUGAUGAAUUCAUCAGGUAUUAACCAUGAUAGUUUCCAGGGUUCUCCCUGAGAGAAGGUCGACCUGGUUGGGUAUAUUGCUAGCAACGGGAUUCUCAGUCUCCAUUACUAACAAUCCCUUUCCCCCCUGAUAUACGGGUUAUAUUUUUCACGGGUUUUGUGUGUGCUAAAAAUGCCUUGUACAAUUAUGGACAUUGAACAAAUACCUAUGACUAUUAAUAGGUUAAAUGUUUUACUUUUAAAUAGGUAACUAUCGUAAUGUAACACAAUAAUAAUAACAUAGAAUGUUUACUAGUAUUUUCAUUUUGUAGUAUUCUCUCUAUUCAAUGUUCGAAAGCAAUAAAUGCAUAGACAAUCAAGAUGAGUGAUAGAGUUUGGUGGUUGUUAUAUUCCAUUUUAAUGGUUGGUGAUUCAUUUAGAAUCUUGUGUCUAUUAAUUUGUCUGUUGAACCUCUUGAGUUACUGUAGUGAACUGCUAGAAUUAUUAUAUAUAGGAGAAACUGCCAUUACUGACGAAAAUACGUAAUUAAAGUAAGGUAGAUAGUAGGUAUUAAGUGUAAGAUAAUAGAAAUAGAAAGUUAUUCCUUCCGUGCCAUAAUUUAUUGGGGCAAUCGAUGCGGCGCGCAGUUGACGCGGCGCCUCAACGAAGUUGCCACUCUUCGUGAUUUUUUAUUAGGUAGUAAUAAAUAUUUUUAUUAUAGUAACAUUCUGUCCAAACGACAUACGUAAUUGUAAUGUGAUAGUUUUUAGACACGUAAGGUAAAUGUGUCGUAGAAUUGAUUUUAAUUUUUCAAACAUGAGUAUUGUCAGUUGUUUAGCGCCAUCUAACGGCAAAUAGCUGAACUGUAUUUUAAGUUUGGCAGCAUCCGAGAGGUGGCGCUAAUAUAGCAAUUUGAAAAAAUAUAAAGAUGGCGCUGAAUAUACCAAUAUUUUUAUAUUUUCGAGUUACGUUGUAUUCUUUUUUUAUGUACAUUACCAAGAGAUAAUGUUCAAAUUAGCAAUAACUAGUUUUUAUAAUACUAUU
Messenger RNA from Galleria mellonella (greater wax moth), 3842 nucleotides. RefSeq lists its product as uncharacterized. Bases 612 to 2024 code for a protein of 470 amino acids. The record is from RefSeq and is a predicted model, not a curated record. Gene Ontology annotation, cellular component: nucleus. The transcript is spliced from 11 exons. NCBI's taxonomy places the organism in Eukaryota, Metazoa, Arthropoda, Insecta, Lepidoptera, Pyralidae. Gene Ontology annotation, biological process: regulation of transcription by RNA polymerase II. Gene Ontology annotation, molecular function: DNA binding.